AUGUUGUUCCACGAGAAGCUCGACAUCAAACUGAUCAGGCUUGUGAGAGAGAACCCGGUGCUCUACGACCAUAAUAAUGUUAAAUACAUGGACUUCAACGCCAGGGAGGUCGCCUGGCAGAAGAUAGGCGACGAGCUCAAGAGAUCCGCCGCCGACUGUAAGGUGAGAUGGAUUAAUAUAAGAGAUGUGUAUAGGAGAAUUUUGAGGAAAAAUCUGGAACCAACCGGAUUGAAGCCGAAAAUGUAUAAAUAUGAAAACGAAGUAUCGUUUUUAAGACCGUUCUUUAAAGACGUGUCGAUACAGAACGAAGAGUACGAUACUGAUGAGAGGAGCAAUGACCAAGGAAACGAUGAGUGUGGCGACGAACAGCCCAUGGACAGCGACAACUCCGAGGGGCCCAUACAUAAAGCGAAGAUAAAGAGAUCCUGUAAAUCAAGUUCCAAAAAGAAGAAGAAGAAGAAAAUAUUCGAGGAAGUUGAUCCCAUGUCCGCUGCGAGCUUCGCUGACGGAGCUCCUCCAUCAGAAUUCGAUGCCUCCGAUCCCGUCGAUGCAUUCUUGUUGAGCAUCGGCGCCACUUUGAGGACGUUCUCGCCAUAUCAUUUAAAUCUCGCUAAAAGCAAGAUCUUCUCAGUGGUCCAGGAACACGAUCUUCAACAAAUAGUGCAAAAACAACAGCACAAUGACGUAUCACCGCACGAUAUUAAGAUUUCCGCCUCGGAGGCGAUUUACAUGCAGUAA
Danaus chrysippus (African queen) is the source of this 738-nucleotide messenger RNA. Lineage: Eukaryota; Metazoa; Arthropoda; Insecta; Lepidoptera; Nymphalidae. The record is from the annotation of a GenBank genome assembly.